Oreochromis aureus is the source of this 418-nucleotide messenger RNA. Its product is annotated as annexin B11. The record is from RefSeq and is a predicted model, not a curated record. The coding region runs from base 108 to 332 and encodes 74 amino acids. The transcript is spliced from 5 exons. Lineage: Eukaryota; Metazoa; Chordata; Actinopteri; Cichliformes; Cichlidae.
AACAUUCAUGUUCUUCGUCUCUGCCCUAUAAAUACUGCUGUAAAAGCAGACAUUAGACACAAAUCCUUCUGCUUUCUGCAUCGGGUAAAAUCUUUUCACGAGGCAAAAUGAGUGACCCAAAUGCCCAGACACCUCACGAUCAAGGAUCCGCUGGAGGACAAGGCAAACCAGGUGGAGAUGGGCAUGGACAUGGACAUGGACAUGGGCCUGGACACGGACAUAAACAUGGGCCUGGACACGGACAUGAGCAUGGAAAAGGACAUGGCCAUGGACAUGGAGACGGAAAACCCCAUGACCAUGGGCAUGGAAAACCUGCUAAUCCUCCCAAAUAGAUAAUGAAGAAGCCACUGACUCAUCAUUCUGUGUUCAUUGUUAAGAGAUAAAGAUAUCUUCAAUAAACUAAUACAUAAAAAAAAAA